Molecule: messenger RNA, 831 nt
Organism: Phytophthora nicotianae INRA-310
Lineage: Eukaryota; Oomycota; Peronosporomycetes; Peronosporales; Peronosporaceae
Product: TKL protein kinase
Exons: 1
Coding region: 1-831 (276 amino acids)
Biological process (GO): protein phosphorylation
Molecular function (GO): ATP binding; protein kinase activity
Source: RefSeq, a predicted model, not a curated record
AUGUCGAGUGCACCACACAUACAAACUAACGGCCUGUGGGAUGACGAUGUCAUUAUUGCUAAGAGGAUUCUGCGCGAUAAGGUACACAUCCAGACUCGCAUCAGCCAAGGUGCGUUUGGAGAGGUCUCUACCGGUAUGUUCAAUGGCCGAGGAGUAGCUGUGAAGAUGCUGCUUCCUUCCAUGAGGGAAAAUCUUCAACUGGUCAAUCAAUUCUUGGCCCAAGCCAAAAUGACGGCAGCGAUGGACCAUCCCAACGUAAUCACAUUCAUUGGUGUCGCGUGGGACUCGCUAUCCGACGUGUGUGUUGUUCUGGAGUACAUGGACGGAGGAAACUUGCGCAGUCUCCUCAACCAGUAUGAAGAAAAACACCAUCCAGUUGGCUUCAAUCGCCAGAAAGUAACGAUAGCUUUUCAAGUGUGCCAUGCACUCGCAUACCUGCACUCGCUGAUGCCUCCCGUAAUCCAUCGAGAUCUCAAGUCUCGCAACAUUUUGCUGUCACGAUCAAUGGAAGCGAAAUUGACGGACUUCGGGAUCUCCAAAGAGCGUGUCGAUGCUACUCUGACGGCUGGCGUUGGUACAUCAUUGUGGAUGGCUCCCGAGGUGAUGCUGGGGGAAUACUACGAUGACAAAGCGGACAUUUUUCAUUCGGUGUGGUAUUGUCGGAGCUGGAUGUACAUACACUUCCGUAUGCCAAUGCAAAAAAAGGAAACCGUGAUUCUUAUGGUCGAGCAGUUACAGAACACAGCGUUGAUGCAGCAGGUUGCGUCGAAGUGCAAGUGGAAUUCUCAACGACUGGAACUCCUUCUCUUGCACACAGUGCUCUUACAAUAA